AUGGUGCAUAUCAACUUGACCCGUUUGGCUCAUGAGUGCGAGCUGCAGAUGACAGAGCGGGAAGUGGAACAAAUCGAAAAGAGACAUGCCCGAUUGGAUAAGGUAAGCAUGGAGUGGCUUCGUGAGCUUGAAGCCAAUGGGCUCUUUCAGUCGACUGAAUCAAUUCUUCUGAUGACCCCGAUCUUCUCGCUCAUCUCAUUCGUUUUCGCCCUCACUCUUCUCGCCGCCAUCGUUUACGCCUUACUCGGCAGAAAGGUCCCUUCCAGAAAAUAUAGGUAAGUGUCUCGUAACGGCCUCCAACAUUCAUUUCAACCUUAUUCCAGUAUAAUCGUCUCUCGAACGGCGGCCGACAUCUUCUCCUCGGUGCUCAUCGCCGCCGCUUCCCUUUUCGCCAACUCCUACUCUGGUCAGUUGUCUGUUCCUUUUAUCUCCAAUUUUCUGUUCAGCUUCCUACAUGGUUCUUGCCUUGUUCCUAUACAUUUGCACUUUCGGAGUCGUCCAUCUGACUUCUUCCCACUGUGCCGUAAUCGUCCUUCGACAAGUAAGCUUUUCAAAUCGGAUCGACUGUUUCAUGUUCCCUUUAGAUCAGUGUAACUCGCCCGUAUGGAUUCCAAUCGAUCUGCAGCAUUCGAAGACUGUCUCUCGUCGUGGGAUUCACUUGGAUCCUCUCAAUAAUGUACGCGGCUGCGUAUGCUCCGAUGACUACUGUAAUUGUGGAUGCAUCCAAAGAAGACAGAGGUUAAAUCCCUUCGGACAUACAUCCCGAACCCGUUCGUUCCUUUCAGUGUGCGCCUACCACAGCUGCCAACGUCCCCUCAUCAUUGCCGCCAUCACAAUCAUUGCCAUUUCAAUGUUCUCUCUUCUCUCUUCCUACGGAAUUGUCAUUGCCAAAAUGGCUCAGAUAGCUCACAGCGAGAAGUGAUAUUUCUUCCGCUUCCCCCCGGAUAACUUGAUUUUUUCAGAAUGCACAAUGAGCCGGAACUGACUCGGAAACGAAUGCACAAGUUCUUCAAAUUCGGCGGUCAUCUGGCCCUCUACACUCUCAUCGUCUCGCUCAUUUUCGUCGGCGCUCUGUUCAUCCUGCACAAUGCCGAGGACUAUCAUCAAAUCAACCGAAUGAUUGCAAUCAAUUGCAAUGUUUAUGAUGUGGGAAAAGCCAAUUUUUAUUGUCAUUUUCCCCCAUUUCCAGUAUCUGAACAUCAAAUUGCGUCUCGAGACGAUUGCGGGCGGAGCGGUCCUUUUGUGGUGCGUCCGCAUCGUCUUCGACGUCGUCAUCACUUUCAUGUCCGAGAUCCGACUCUUCCCCUGGAUACGACUCGACAAUCUGAAGAGUUUGGACAGUAAUCGGGUAUUCGUGGUCCCUGAGCUCCCUUCUGAUACUGAUCCCCUUUGCAGGUGGUGUCCGUUCGGCACGGAUUGGGUUGGCAGAAAGGAUGCGUCAACUGCCCCGUUUUCAACAUCGAAAAUCGGCUUCAUCCUUUGGAUUUCAAGAAUUGA
This is a messenger RNA of Caenorhabditis sp. 36 PRJEB53466, 1497 nucleotides long. The record is from the annotation of a GenBank genome assembly. NCBI's taxonomy places the organism in Eukaryota, Metazoa, Nematoda, Chromadorea, Rhabditida, Rhabditidae.